ACUUAUCCGUAAACACGCAGUUUUUAUUUACAUUUUGUAUUUACAAUGUGCGGCAUAUUUUGCUCAGUUUUGCAAAAUGCUAGUUCACAUUCUGAUUAUAUGUCACGCUCAUUCAAAGAUAUUUUACGAAGUCGUGGUCCCGAUGUGCAGGACGAGCUAGUUCUAAAUUAUGAUGCUGGCCAAAUGUUUUUUGCCGGCAACGUUUUAUGGCAACAGGGGGAAAGUGUGCAAAAACAACCAGUGGUCGAUGACGACUAUAUAUUUCUAUUUAAUGGAGACCUUUACAAUUUACAAAAGCCUGAACAUAUGUCUGACACAUAUUGGAUAGCGGAAAAACUUUCGGAAUGCCGCCUUGAAGAAGAGAAGCUACUGGACCUAUUGAAAAACUUGGAGGGACCACAUUGUUUAAUAAUUUAUAACAAACGUGAUCAAGUGUUAUACUUCUCUCGCGACACACUGGGAAGAAAUUCAUUAAUUAUUGAACGGAGUUCCGAAGGAUUGUAUUUGUCGAGCACAACUCUCCACUUAGAAAAUAAAAGAAUAUCACUGGAAUUGCCACCAUUGGGUCUCUAUAGAGUUAAAGUGAAUGAUCUUACUUCAUGCAUAUUAUAUCCGUGGCAGACCCUAAAUGAUUAUGCUACACAGCUUUUAAGCAAUCUUGAUAUCGCAGUUGGCUGGAAAACUACAGUGGACAGUCCGAUUGCACCACAUUGGAUGCUUCAAAGUGAUCUCACAUUUGACUACGAUUUCUAUACAUUUCCGUAUAUUGACAGCCCUAAGGACUUUUAUGAAAACCUAAUAAGUCAGACACAAAUCAAAGAAUCACUUGCCGUACUCCAUAAACUGCUUUCUGACUCAGUAAAAAGUCGCGUUACGAACACUGCCCCAUUUUGCCGACUUUGCUUACAAGAAUUGAAACUUCCAACAUUAUGUAGCCACGCAAAAGUGUGUUUUUUAUUUUCGGGUGGUAUUGACUGCACCAUCCUGGCUCUGCUGGCCGACAAUUUUGUUCCUGAAAAUGAACCGAUAGAGCUUAUUAAUGUGGCUUUUGAAAGUGUUGAGGGCCAAAAUACAUCCGAGAAGAUUUGGGAUGUGCCGGAUCGAAAGACUGCUUUGGUGUCCUUCAAUGAAUUGCAGCGACUUUGCCCUAAGCGGUCUUGGCAACUGCUAAAUGUAAAUGUAACCCGUAAUGAAUUGCAACAAAAGUUAACGACACAUAUAAGACAUCUGAUAUAUCCGCUUGAAACAGUUCUGGAUGAGAGCCUUGGAUGUGCCUUCUGGUUUGCUUCGCAUUGCAUCAGCUCCACUGCCAGAGUCGCUCUUGUUGGUAGUGGAGCAGAUGAAUUAUUUGGCGGCUAUGUCCGUCAUCGCAACAGCUACAGACGUUGCUUGGGCAGUGAAGAAGAGCGCCAACUUGCCGUGCAAAACGAACUUGAAGUGGAUUGGCAAAGAUUACCGGCCCGUAAUUUGGCCAGGGAUGACCGAGUCAUUGCGGAUAAUGGUAAAACAGCUAGAGCUCCAUUCAUCGAAGAAAACUUUGUAAAAUAUGUUAGAUCUUUGAAAUCCUAUCAAAAAUGUUGCUUUAGUUUCCCCGAAGGUGUUGGGGACAAAUUGCUUCUCAGACUGUAUGGCUAUCAGCUCGGGCUUCGAGAAGCCGUAUUCCUUAAGAAAAGAGCAAUUCAAUUUGGUUCUCGAAUUGCAAACAGAAAGCAAAAUGCUGCACAGCAUUCGAAUAACCUUUAACUUAAGUUUGUUAUAUCUAUUAAAAGAUAGCUUAUGCGUUUUUUUAAAAUGUGUGGCUGCAAUAAAUUAAGCAACCAAUCUUUCAAAGUUUAAACUAUUAUCGUCGGCCAAAGGAAUAAAAAGAUUUAAUAAUUUUAAAA
Molecule: messenger RNA, 1883 nt
Organism: Drosophila eugracilis
Lineage: Eukaryota; Metazoa; Arthropoda; Insecta; Diptera; Drosophilidae
Product: asparagine synthetase domain-containing protein CG17486
Exons: 1
Coding region: 46-1743 (565 amino acids)
Molecular function (GO): asparagine synthase (glutamine-hydrolyzing) activity
Source: RefSeq, a predicted model, not a curated record